Seminavis robusta is the source of this 750-nucleotide messenger RNA. The record is from the annotation of a GenBank genome assembly. Lineage: Eukaryota; Bacillariophyta; Bacillariophyceae; Naviculales; Naviculaceae.
AUGAAGAGCUUGUUGUGGUUUGGCUGUCUGUGGGCUCUGACCUGUGACCAAUUAUCAUCGGCCUUUGUCCAAAAUCCCACGGCUGCAACCACUUUUCGACAAGAAACAAAACUCAAUUCCAUUUUGGAUACCCUUUCCUCCAUCGGAGGCAUUGCUCCCCCGCAACCAAUCCUCUUUGGAAACAAAGGUCUGCUCAAGUCACUGCUGUCAGGAACCUAUCUGGAAUCGAAUAUUGACAACCUUGAGUGCUGUUACAAGGCAUCACGAGAUGGUUGGUCGGCCAUUGAUUUCCAUACCAAAGUCGACGACAAGGGAUCCGGAUUGGUUGUUGCAAGAACACGCACCGGUGUCACUGUUGGAGGAUUCAACCCCAAUGGAUGGCGAAGUACCGAUGAUUAUUACUUGAGUAACACUGCAUUCUUGUGGCAUGCCCAGGGCAGCAAAGCAGUCAAGAGUCCAAUCUACCCAGGAAGCAAUGCCGGUGUCUACGAUUAUGCCACUGGAGGUCCCAACUUUGGAGCUGAAGAUCUAGUUCUGGGAGCUCCUCAGGCUGCAAUCAUGGGAGGGUUCGCCGGGCCAGAUAUGGAAAAUGUAUCUGCCAAUGCUGGCAACCUGAAACAGGGACGAUGUUCCUUCUCGGGUGCUUAUGACUUUAGCAACCAGUGGCCCAUUCGUGGGCGGUUUCAACUGGUGGAAGUGGAAGUCUACUGUGCGGGAUCUGCUGGAGGCAAACGCAAGUCGUUUUGGUAG